GGCGGGAGCUGCCGCUCGGCUGCGCCUGCCGGGGACGGCGCCUGCCCCUCGCCUCCGCCGCGGGAUGGCCGCCUCGGGCGGGCUGGGCUGACCGGAGCGGACCGAGCUGCUGCUGCCGCCGCCGCCGCCGCCGCCUGGCGAGGACCAUGCCGUCGGGAAGGGAACCGGGCGCCCUUCGGCUGCGGGAUCCGAGCGGGGCGUCCGCCCUGUCGUCAGCGCCCGGCAGCGCCUAACCCCGCGCCGCCCUGCCGCCGCGCAUCGCCAUGGACGAGCGCUUCAACAGGUGGCUGCUGCCGCCGCUGCUUGCGCUGCUCUUCUUGCUCAUCGUCUACCAGUACGUGUCGCCCGCCUGCCCCGGCGCUGCCUGCCCCCGCCGCCCGCCGGCCUCCGCCGCCCGCCGCGGGGGGGGCCCGGCGGAGCGGGAGGAGGAAGAGGAGGCGGCGGCGGCAGCGGUGCCGCCGCGGCUAGUGGCCAAGUUCCCCUUCGCGCGGGGGGAGUUGUGCCGGCGGGUGCGUUUCGACAUGCGGGGCCGCGACGUGAUCGUUUUCCUCCACAUCCAGAAGACGGGCGGCACCACCUUCGGGAGGCACCUGGUGCGCAACAUCCGCCUGGAGCAGCCCUGCUACUGCCGGGCCGGGCAGAAGAAGUGCGCCUGCCACCGCCCGGGCGGCGACAAGGACACCUGGCUCUUCUCCCGCUUCUCCACCGGCUGGAGCUGCGGGUUACACGCCGACUGGACCGAGCUCACCAGCUGCGUCCCCGCCGCCAUGGAGCGCCGCGGAUGCGCCGGCAACCGCACCCUCAGGAACUUCUAUUACAUCACGAUGCUGAGGGAUCCAGUGUCACGGUACUUGAGUGAAUGGAAGCACGUCCAGAGGGGUGCGACGUGGAAGACUUCCCUUCACAUGUGUGAUGGAAGAAGCCCAACACCAGACGAGCUGCCUACCUGUUAUGAAGGAGACGACUGGUCUGGAGUCAGUUUACAGGAAUUCAUGGAUUGUAGCUACAACUUGGCCAACAACCGCCAGGUGCGCAUGCUGGCCGACCUCAGCUUGGUGGGAUGCUACAACUUGACUUUUAUGAAUGAGAGUGAAAGAAAUAUGAUUCUUCUGCAAAGCGCCAAGAACAAUCUGAAAAAUAUGGCCUUCUUCGGGCUCACAGAAUUUCAGAGGAAAACGCAGUAUCUCUUUGAGAGGACAUUCAACCUGAAAUUCAUUUCCCCAUUCACCCAAUUCAAUGUUACGCGGGCCUCCAAUGUGGACAUUGGUGAGGAUGUGCGGCAACGGAUAGAGGAGCUGAAUUUCUUGGAUGUGCAGCUUUACGAAUACGCGAAGGACCUGUUCCUGCAGCGCUUCCAGUACUCCAAGCAAGAGGAGCAUCAGAAGAACCGGCUAAAGAGGCGAGAGGAGCGGCGGCUUCUGCGGGAGCAGAGAGCUCACCAGUGGCCAAGGGAAGAGGCAGCAGAAGUAGCCAUUACUGAAGAUUAUAACAGUCAAGUUGCAAGGUGGUGACUCUUCUCCAUCUUGACUAACCCAUGAGAGGAUCAGAGAGUGUGCGCGACUUGGCUACCUGGGAAUUAGCCAAGGAAGGCUUACCGCUUUGGUAAACGAGACUGCGUCUGACAACUACCCCUCCUUGUCUCCAUUUUUCUUGCCAGUGAGGAGAAUGUAUUUUUUUCUCAAUAGGCAUUAAUUAGUGUUAUUAAAUAGUAGAAUAGAUUCCUGUCCAUAAAGACUUCAUUCAAAGCCCUAAGCUAUGAGGAUGGGUUGAAGAGAGAGUAUUAACAGAUGCACCCUAUACAAUCUGAGCUACCAAAACUUGUGCAGAGAUGAAUGAAAAAUUAAAAAAAAAAAUUUAUUUUAGUUCCUCUGUGACAUGAGAGCUGGUUAAUUUCAUACUGUCCUUUGCAGCUGUAGUGUGUAGCUUUCUAGUGAAUGCAAUGGAGGAAAACGUAUUGCCCUUCAAGCUUCUACAUGUUGUGUUUUGAUUAAGGGAAGAAUUUGCUGAGGUGAUUAAAAAAGACCUAGGAAAUGUGGGACUGGGACAUCGCUUGUUCUGUUCUGUUAGCCAGCAAUCAGAGAUGAUUUAUAAGUGAAGUGAUGGGGGUGUUAGCCUAUUUUUCUACGAUGUCGAGAGUACCAAGCCCGGCCAGGUAGCAGGCAUCUUUCUGAGUGUGCGUGGCAAAGAGAAAGCAUUGAGAAAUGAGGUCCAAGUGGCAGCUGGGCACACGUUGCUGAGAUGAUCUGCCUGGAGGCAAAGAAAUCAGCCAUCACGUUCACAAAAGGUGAAGAGAGGCCAAGCAAACUACAGGGAAGAGGGAAGAGAGAACAGGAAAAGCUUAAAUAUUAGUGUGACAUUUUCCAGAUUUGCUGUAAAAGCCUGGAGAUAUAUUGUCUGUGAAGGCAGGCAGGUUUAUGAUGUUGUCUGUUAAAAUACAUUGAUGCCAAGUGAAUACAAUUUAAAUUGGUUUUCUCUCUAACUACGGUAGUGGCUAGAAAAAAAAUCAGCUUUCAUUUUUAUAGGAUACAUAAUGGAUAUGUGGAAAGUCUUGAUAUUUAUUACUCUGUAUGAAGAUUCUUUGUAAAUUUAUUGUUUUCAUGAUGAGAGGUCUGUAUCUGUUUUUCUUCCUUGUCUAGAAAAAGAGUCAAUGGGUUCUUCCUCCACAUGUUACAUCCUUGUGGCUAAACCGCAUCUAUUUAUUCCAAGAUUUUAUGUUGUUCCAUUUGUAAUAGUGGAAUUUUAAAGAGGGUCCUGUGCACCAUAGAUCUUUUGAGAGAGUUUUUUUCCUUCUUCUUCUAGCAUAAAUGUAAAGCAUUAGGAAGAAAUUUCUCUAAGUGCCUCAACGUGGCUGCUAAAUCGAGAUGCUGAAAGUAUAUUAUUGCAUGCAUGAAUGGCUUUUACCUUACAGAUUUGCUAAUUAGAAAUACCAGAGUACCUGAUGUGGAUGCACAUUUCUCAUUUAUUUUCAAAAUUCAAGGUUUUUAAGCAGUUGGUACAAAAACUAUGUGUUACAGAAAAAAAGAGGCUGAAUUUGAAAAUUUGUCCCUUCAUUUCCAAGCCUUUUGUUUCUAGUGUAUGCUGUACCUUCUUUUCUUCCGACAAUGCUAUUGCUACUUAUCUAUGCACAAUACCAAAAAUACCAUCUAACAAUGUUGUUGAGAGUUAAUGCAUACAAUAAUACAUUAAACAUGGAAUAUCAUAAUGGCUAUUUAAGAAGUGAAGAGGGCUACCAGGAUGAUGCCUCAUUAUCAAUGUAGUUUAUUAGCAAUAUGCUGCUUUAUGCCUGAUUGUCAACAUGCUAUUUUUGGGGUGAGUAGCAGUGGCUUUUGGUCCAUAACACCUGUUCCACUGGUAGAUCAUCCGCAUCUCCUCCCACCUCUGCAUUUGGAAGGGAGAACGCAGGACUGCAGAUCAUUAUUCUCCUGCCCAAGCACAGCAUGUCUGCCUUAGAGAAGAGUGAGGAGCUCUCUAGACUCCCCGGACAGUACUACUUGGAUCCCCAUCACGUGGAAGAGGCGCUCAGACCCCUUGCUCGUAUAUGGACACCUACCUUCAAAGAAGUAAAUGGAAAUGUUUAUAGUCUAGGACUGAAGCUCAUUCUGUGUGGCUGCAGGAUGGUGAGCCAUGAAGAGCUAAGCCUGGCUGGUGUUAUUGCACCUUUAGCGCAGUGCAGGUAAUUCCCAGUGAACUGCCAUCUUACCCGCUGGCAACGGGGCUUCAGGCUGGGCUGGCCCUGGCCCUGUGGAGGGAGGAGCUUUCCGGCUGCUGAUGCAGGGAUGAUAGGGAGCUGCUGCAUCUCCCCGUUCCCAGGCCCAUCGCUGCAUCUUGCUGCAGUCUCCACAGGAAGAGAGGGGAAGGAUGCCUUUGGCACCCAAUAUGCCAUGUCCAGAAUUUCCACCUGCAACUCUUGUUUCUGUGAGAGCAGGGGGCUAUGGGUGCUGGGGGGGCAGGGCCCAAAGGUCACCCUGGCAGAGGCAGAGGUGGGUUGGGCAGUGGUGCAGGGCAUGCAGGAGACGCCAGGCUGGCAGGCAGGGCAGGGGGGCUUGGCAGGUGCAGGGCUGCACAGGAGAGAAGCCAGCCACGUAGGAGGAAAGAUGCAAGGCCAAAUUCACAUGAAGGAGGAAAAUAAGCAAGGAAGUAGAAUCAGCCCCAGCCUGUCUUUUUUUGUUAAACAUCCCUUUUUCCUCCUAAGCAUGAAAAAAAGGGUCCCUUUCCUUGCAUCCCUGCCUCUUUCCCCAGCAGGGCACCUCUCUGCACUGCUUAUGGAAAUGGGGGCCUCAUUUUUCAUUUAGAAAUGAAUGCAGUGUUAUCUUUUCAGGGGAGAGGAGAGAGAGCUUAGAAAUUGUUCCCUGCAGCCUCACCAGUGACUGUGAGUAUCAGUUUCAGCUGUCCAAGCACACCAACCAUUCUCCAAACUACUCCUUCUGCCUAACACAAAACAAAGCCUGACGAGGAAAAUCGAAGCAGUCUUUGGGUGGUUUACAUUAGCUUUGAUAGUUUGGCAAUACCUUAAUGCAAUGCCUAACCUUUUUGUCAGUCAUUUCCCAGGAGACAAGAAGAGCUGCUAAUGUGCUGUAGCAUCUAUGUUAACGGGAUUUGCCUUAACGCUUGGGAUUUAGUUGAAGUUGGUUUGAUGGUUUUGUUUUUUUUCCCUGGAGCCUAUGUGGCAGGUAGCCCUGAUCGUGCAGGAGCAGUUGAGGGGGUCACAGCCAGUGGCUGAGAUCUUGCCCAGAGCCUCUGAGGCUGAAGGGCCCGGCACCUCCUUCCCCAGGUCCAGCAGUAGAUCCAGCAGACUCAGUGUGCCAACAAUACUGUUUUUCUUUGCAGAAUUUCCUGGCACUUGAAAAAGAAAGCAGUUUGGAAAUACUUUCAGGCUGACUUCUAAGACACAGGCUUGCAGCUUUUUUCCUCUGGGGCGCUAUGCCUGAAAUAAUGUAACGUAAAAGCAAAGUAAAGGCCCUGGUUCGUAUCUCUGUUACUCCAGGUUUUCGUUGCUUUGACAGCACAGACUUCACUGUAAUUACACUGGCUCGUAUAAGAUUGGAGCUCAGCGUGUUUCUUUCAGAACCUUCAUGGGCAACAGCGCUAUAGGAUUUCUGUCCAUCUUCCUGGCAUUAUUUUGUUGCUUAAACAAGGCAAUUUGGCUUCUGCUACUGUGAGGCUGAAACAAAUCUCAUUCCUUUGUAAUGGAGAUGUACUUACUAAUCUCUCCCAUCACAUCCUCAGCACUGGUUGCCUUUUCCAGUUGUAAUUCACUGUAGGCUUGGAGCAGACAGAGAAACAUGCUGUGUCAUUAAAACUUGUUCCCAGUAAUUCGAUCUCUAGUCCAAGAACUCAGCCUAUUGCCUGUGGGCCAUACUUUAUUAAGGAAUGAAAAUUUGUCCUCUCUUCCCCACUCAUCAGUGCUAACAAUAAAAAGCUUUUUCACCAUGGGGAAAGCAAAAAACCACUGUUUCUGAUGUUGAGUAUUCUUCAGCUGUGUUAAUAGUGAGGCUGCGAUAGCCUUGCUAGGGCUUCUACCCAGUAUGCGGUAGUUAUUUGCAGUUCACUAAAAACAGAAGUACAGAACAAAAAAGUGAUGGCAGUUAGAUCCCGAGUCAAGCUUCCUAAGUGCAGCAUAUCCAUUCAACCAAACCAAAUGGCAGGUCACAUCACCUUUGCAUCUGGACAUGUUUCAGAUUUGACGUCCACUACUAAACCAGGAGGUUUCUCAAGUUGGCAGUCGUGUUAACACAUGCUUCCUUCUCCAGUACUGGGUUCUUGUUUCCCACCUGCAGUCUUGUAUCAGUUAUGAGCACUGAUGUUAUAAACCUUAUCUCACUGACACUUCUUUUUUCCUCCAUUGCUGUUCCCAUGAUAUAUGUGGAAUUAAUCUUUUUUGGUCUGGGAUAAAGGAAUAUCUUUUUUCCAGGCUGGUGGAGACUACUCUUUACGAGAUGAACAAUCACAAUGAAAUAAUUCUGCUAGAGCAGAUUGCUGUAUCCUCCCUACGUGGCAAAAGCAUACUCAGAAAAGGUACCCAGUUUGCACUGAAACACUUCUUUCAGUUUGGUUCUUGUAAUACUUUCUUUGCUGAUAUUUUGUGGAGGCAAAUGGGUUCCAUAGCCUACAAUGUCCUUGGCUUUCCACUUGGACAUGUCACUAGCUCUGUGAUUUCAAAUAAGUGUUGGAAGUUAAAAAAAAAAUAAAUCAAGAGUUCCCAUCAGUUGCCAUAUUUAAGAUGAAAGGGUAAAUUAAUAGGCUGUAAAUUACUUUAUUCUUUAGAAAUUUUCCUUCUGUUUAUGUGCAAUAAUGUGUGUGAACUCUGCUACUAAGAGAUUGUAUUGUGAGUAACCAUAUCUACUUUUAUUCCUAUUUACAAGAUAGUUUGUAGACCUAGGGAUUUUCAUUGAUGUAAAGCACAAUUUAAUGAAUUAUUUAAUGUGUUUAACCAUUGUGAUGUCAGAAGCAAUUGUUUUCAUAUAUUUAUUUGUUGGUGGUUUUCUGUAAAAUGAUGCUCAUUAAGAAAUCUGUUAAAAAUGAAGUUUUGUUGAAUAUUGUUGGGUCCAUGAAUUACUUAUGAGCAACAAAUAAACAUUGAUUGCG
Phalacrocorax carbo (great cormorant) is the source of this 6585-nucleotide messenger RNA. The record is from RefSeq and is a predicted model, not a curated record. Lineage: Eukaryota; Metazoa; Chordata; Aves; Suliformes; Phalacrocoracidae.